AUGAGCCAAGGCGACAGAGAACGUCUCCUCCUCAACCCCAUCCAAAGCGAAAAGUUCACAACCAUCUCUGAAUAUCAACUAUUCACGCUCACUCGGAAACACCCCGAGAUCUCUCGCAAGAACUAUCUAAGCCAUUUUGAUUUUGGCACUUUUACGAUGGAGCAGAAGCGUACGAUCGUUGGACUUUUGGGUUUGGAUUUGUCGAGGUAUCCAUUCGUGUGGAAUUCGUUGGUUAGGAGUGAUAAGGUGGAUGGUGUGGCAACGUUUUUUGAGUAUCUGAGGAUGGCGACGCAGGAGUAUACGAGGAAGGCUUUGAUUUUGAAGGUACUGGUUCGCUUCUUUUCUUCACAUGUCUGGGCUUGCACCAACGAGGUUGAAGGGGUUGUUUAG
Messenger RNA from Marasmius oreades (fairy-ring Marasmius), 390 nucleotides. RefSeq lists its product as uncharacterized. Lineage: Eukaryota; Fungi; Basidiomycota; Agaricomycetes; Agaricales; Marasmiaceae. Bases 1 to 390 code for a protein of 129 amino acids. The transcript has a single exon. The record is from RefSeq and is a predicted model, not a curated record.